Molecule: messenger RNA, 932 nt
Organism: Aspergillus welwitschiae
Lineage: Eukaryota; Fungi; Ascomycota; Eurotiomycetes; Eurotiales; Aspergillaceae
Product: DUF202 domain-containing protein
Exons: 2
Coding region: 166-708 (180 amino acids)
Source: RefSeq, a predicted model, not a curated record
UAGCACUAUAACUAGCUUCUUGGAAUCGAAAAAUAUCCCAUAAAACUCACCCGUAGCUUUCACAGCUCAAUCAGACACCACCCACCAUUCACAAAAAUAUACCCUCCCACACACACAAACCACACCCAAUCUACAGAAGAAGAAGAAGAAGAAGAAGAAACAACCAUGUCCACCACAACUCAACAACACCAAGAAUCCCAAGAAUACAACCAUACCCUCCCCAAACCCCCCUACAACCCACUAAUCAACCCCUCCAACACGCGCCCAAUCCUGGCAGACGAUACCCUAUCCCUAAAAUCCCACAUCUUCCUAACCCGCCCGUACAUAUCGACCCUCUUAUUCGAAAACGCCACCUCCGAUGCCCGCGACCACUGCGCCAACGAGCGCACCUUCCUCUCCUGGCUCCGUCUCUCAAUGUACCUCGCCAUCGUGGCCAUCGCCAUCAUAAUCAGUUUCCAUUUCCAGACGCCGCCGACGGGAUUGGAGCGGCGGAUGGCAUUACCGCUAGGGAUCGUGUUCUGGGUGCUGAGUUUGGCGUGUCUCGUGAAUGGGUUUGCGAAUUAUGUGCGGACCGUUAAGAAGUAUAGCCGGAAGGCGGCGCUCGUGCAGAGUGGGUGGAAGACGCAGGUUACGUUUACGGUGGUCGGGACGGUGAUUUUGGGGAGUUGUGUGUUGUUUUUGGCGACGGAUGCUAGUACAACUAACUAACUAACUGGUUGGUUCAUUUGGGAGGGUUUGGUAGGUGGUGGUAAGAUAUGAUUUUAUAAACAAAGCUAAAUGCACACUACAUCGAUAGUAUGGAUACGGCCAUCAAACGCUGCAGGGAAUCAUGUCAGGGGAUAUAAGUAGGGGUACCAUGUACAGGCUGCAGAUGCAAAAGAUCACACACAUCAUCUUCGCCUCAUUUACAUCCUCCGGAUCUGCUGCUCGUU